Molecule: messenger RNA, 1621 nt
Organism: Eleginops maclovinus (Patagonian blennie)
Lineage: Eukaryota; Metazoa; Chordata; Actinopteri; Perciformes; Eleginopidae
Gene: rraga
Product: Ras-related GTP binding A
Exons: 10
Coding region: 229-1176 (315 amino acids)
Biological process (GO): cellular response to starvation; negative regulation of autophagy
Cellular component (GO): Gtr1-Gtr2 GTPase complex; lysosome; nucleus
Molecular function (GO): GTP binding; GTPase activity
Source: RefSeq, a predicted model, not a curated record
AUCAUGUGACUCUGUCGUAAACAGGAAGCAGCUGAUCUGCCUUCACUGCCUUCCUCUACCAAGUAAUGUAUACAACUGUCCUCCUAAUCUCAAAUAGUAGUCAUCUGAAAGUGAUUUGUUUUUAGUUAACCAGUCUACCCUGCCGUGCUCCAGGAGAUCUGCUGCAGGCUCUAAAGUCACCCGACUUAAAGCUCAGAGAAAUACUCUACAUCGUGUCUGUUGAGGGGGAUGUCAAGCACAGCCAUGAAGAAAAAGGUGUUACUGAUGGGGAAAAGUGGUUCCGGGAAGACAAGUAUGAGAUCAAUCAUAUUUGCCAAUUACAUAGCUCGAGACACACGCCGACUCGGAGCUACAAUUGACGUGGAGCACUCCCAUGUACGGUUUCUUGGCAAUCUGGUUUUGAACCUGUGGGACUGUGGAGGACAGGACACAUUCAUGGAGAACUACUUCACCAGCCAGAGGGACAACAUCUUCAGAAAUGUAGAGGUGCUUAUUUAUGUUUUCGACGUCGAGAGUCGUGAGCUGGAGAAAGACAUGCACUACUACCAGUCGUGUCUGGAAGCCAUCCUGCAAAACUCCCCCGACGCUAAGGUGUUUUGCCUCGUCCACAAAAUGGAUCUGGUGCAGGAGGACCAGAGGGAUCUGAUCUUUAAGGAGCGUGAAGAAGACCUGAAGAGGCUGUCCAGACCUCUGGCUUGCACGUGCUUUAGGACAUCAAUCUGGGACGAAACCCUGUAUAAGGCCUGGUCUAGCAUCGUAUACCAGCUCAUCCCGAACGUCCAGCAGCUGGAGACAAACCUGAGAAACUUUGCUCAGAUCAUAGAGGCGGAUGAAGUUCUUCUGUUUGAGAGAGCCACCUUCCUGGUGAUCUCCCACUACCAGUGCAAAGAGCAGCGCGAUGCCCACAGGUUUGAGAAGAUCAGUAACAUUAUCAAACAGUUCAAACUCAGCUGUAGUAAACUUGCAGCCUCUUUCCAAAGCAUGGAAGUGAGGAACUCCAAUUUUGCGGCCUUCAUUGACGUCUUCACCUCCAACACAUAUGUCAUGGUCAUCAUGUCUGACCCCUCCAUUCCAUCUGCAGCCACUCUCAUCAAUAUCCGUAAUGCUAGGAAACAUUUUGAGAAGUUGGAGCGGGUUGAUGGACCCAAGCACAGCCUGCACAUGCGGAUGCGCUAGCCGGUGCGUUUUGUCCCGGUGGAUACUCUCAGCCAAUCAGUCGACAGAAAGACCGCAACGCGCCGUGUGCUGUCUUCUAGCGCCAAGACACAGGAGCAGCCCCGCACUGUUUCCUCUAUAUCUUCACAUUCAAUCACAAUUAUUACUGGAGAAAUCAUGUUUCCUUUUUUGGCCUAAUUUCUACAACGAUAAUAAUUAUUCAGUUGGAUAUAUUUCCCCUAACUCGACGCAUUAAAGUAAAAGUGAUUGUUUUGUUUACUUUAAAGGGGGGGGCUACCUUUGCUGUCACACUUUGUCUUAUCCUGCAGUGGAUUCAUUUACUCCUUCAGGUGAAUCCCAGUGAUGGGGGAUGUUCUCUCCAAAUGCUCAUGUUUCAUUUUCAAAUGCAGUUUGUAAGCUGUUACACUUUGAAAGUACAAACAAUAUAGUUAUAUACUGAAAAAUG